CUGGAGACUCACCAGAGGGAAGGAAGGAGAGGAGGCAACGGGGCACCACGAAGGGUUCUAGCUGAGCAAAGGCGGGAAAAGAGCACAGGGAUCUUGACGUGCAUCCUGAAAUCAUGGGUUUAUUAGAGUGCUGUGCCAGGUGUCUGGUGGGAGCCCCCUUUGCCUCCCUGGUAGCCACGGGCCUGUGUUUCUUGGGAGUGGCCCUGUUUUGUGGCUGUGGCCACGAAGCGCUCACGGGCACUGAGCACCUGAUCGAGACCUACUUUUCCAAAAACUACCAGGACUACGAGUACCUGGUGGAUGUAAUCCACGAUUUCCAAUACGCCAUUUACGGGAUCGCCGGCUUCUUCUUCCUCUUCGGAGCCCUCCUCCUGGCCGAAGGCUUUUAUACCACCGGCGCUGUCAGGCAGAUCUUUGGCGACUACAAGACCACCAUCUGUGGCAAGGGCCUCAGCGCUACGGUAACAGGGGGCCACAAGGGGAGGGGUUCCAGAGGACACCGUCAAGCUCACUCUUGGGAGCUGGUGUGUCACUGUUUGGGCAAAUGGCUAGGACAUCCUGACAAGUUUGUGGGUAUCACUUACAUCUUGGCCGUCCUUUGGCUCCUCGUCCUGGCCUGCUCUGCCGUCCCCGUCUAUGUCUACUUCAGCACCUGGACCACCUGCAACUCCAUUGCCAACCCCACCAAGACCUCAGCAAGCAUUGGCAACCUGUGUGCUGAUGCCAGAAUGUAUGGUGUGCUGCCCUGGAACGCAUCUCCGGGAAGGGUCUGCGGCCAAAGUCUCCUCUCCAUCUGCAAGACUGCUGAGUUCCAGAUGACCUUUCAUCUCUUCAUUGCCGCAUUCGUGGGGGCUGCUGUUACUCUUGUGGCCCUGCUCACCUUCAUCAUUGCAGCCACCUACAACUUUGCAGUCCUCAGACUGAUGGGAAGAGGCACAAAGUUCUAAGCGUGAGCAAGAGAGAGCGCCAUUACCUUCACCAGAUGCUCUUCCUCCUCUAACUACCAGGCUUUAACCCAACCAGGCAGUCACGCUGCACCUGGCUUCCUCUUCUUCCUCCUCCUUUAAUACCACCUGACUGCCCUUCCCCCUUGGGCCAAUGAAGCAGGCCAUAUCCCAAGGAUGGAGGAGUCUCUUCAGCACCGCAGCUCCAGCGCUUCAUGCUCUCAUCUCCCCGUAGCUCUCUGGGCUCCUCCAGGACCACCUGACAUGGGCUCUUGGCCUCACACCCGGAGGAGGGAGAGAGCUGCCUGCUCCAAAGGAAGGCCAGGGGGUCUGGUCAGCCAGCUGAGCCGCCCUGAGAAAGAGAAGAGCCGGCUAGGCUAGUUCAACAGCCUUCUCCCAGGGUGGCACCUGAGGUGGCAGAGAACCAAAGGUGCCCCGAGGCCAACCUCUCCGUCUCCUGGGCAAGAGGGCUUAGUGCCAGGAUCUUCCCAGGAAGAGAGCACUGAGCCGCUGCCUUGUUGAGAGGCGACCUUGCCCGGAGCCCCGAGGAACCUGGGGAAGGGGCCCUCCUCCCCAUCCUUUGAGGAGUAGGUCAAGCCAGGCUCAUGGGCUCCAGCUUCCUUGGGCCACACCAGCUGGGCAGAGGUCAGCCUUAGGAGCACCCAUAACCAAAGCUUCCGUGUCUAAUGCUAGGAGCCCCUUCGUUAGAGGAGGGGACCGUAACCCUGGGCCGUGUGCUUUCCCUCUUGCCACUAGCUGUGGAACGCAGCCUGCGACCGUCCUCUUGGUGACUGCUGCUUCUCUCAUGUGCGCGCUUCAUUAGGGAUCAUUUGCAGAAUAUAACCUGUAUUCCUGUCCUUAUAAUUAUUCUUUCCAAUUUUGGGCAAACUGUAAACACCAACACCCCCCCCGCCCCCAGUUAUAUGGAGUCUCCUGUCUUGGUUACUUGUCUAAAGAGACGGCUAAAAGAAGAGAAACGCCCUGAACGUUCUGGACACGAUUUCCACAAAACAAAAUGGCUUCGGACUCUCUGGGAAAGGAGCGUCCCUGAACUUCACACAAUUAAAUCAAGCGGAAAGAAGGGAUGGACGGAAAGUGUCAUUGAAGCCCUCCCCGAAGAGGGGCUUUUUGUCCACGGAAGCAAAGCCCCAGCUGGGAGCUCCCUGGCCAACCAGGCUCAGCCAGUGCUGGGCUCCAGCCUUGGG
Messenger RNA from Pseudonaja textilis, 2149 nucleotides. RefSeq names its product proteolipid protein 1 (gene PLP1). The record is from RefSeq and is a predicted model, not a curated record. Gene Ontology annotation, cellular component: plasma membrane; myelin sheath. NCBI's taxonomy places the organism in Eukaryota, Metazoa, Chordata, Lepidosauria, Squamata, Elapidae. Gene Ontology annotation, molecular function: structural constituent of myelin sheath. Gene Ontology annotation, biological process: axon development; central nervous system myelination.